This is a messenger RNA of Mya arenaria, 1659 nucleotides long. RefSeq names its product actin-5-like. NCBI's taxonomy places the organism in Eukaryota, Metazoa, Mollusca, Bivalvia, Myida, Myidae. The transcript has 2 exons. The record is from RefSeq and is a predicted model, not a curated record. The coding region runs from base 117 to 1256 and encodes 379 amino acids.
UAAAAAGUUAGCAUAAAAACAAGCUAAACUGAAAAGAGAAGUUUGCAAAUAAAUUGAAUAUAAAUAUUAAUAUUAUAAAAUUGAAUAUCUGCGCUUGAUACACGAAUCGUACAAAAAUGAGUCAAAUCUACGAUGAAGACAUUGCCGGUGUUGUCAUUGACAACGGAUCUGGGAUGUGUAAGGCGGGAUUCUCAGGCGACGAUGCACCCCGAGCGGUAUUUCCGGCGCUCACCGGGCGGCCGCGGUUCGAUAUUGUGAUGGCGGGCAUGGGAGUCAAGGACACGUACAUUGGGGACGAGGCGCAGAACAAACGCGGCAUCCUGUCGCUGCGCUAUCCCGUGGAACAUGGCAUCGUCACAAACUGGGACGACAUGGAAAAGAUCUGGCACCACACCUUUUACAACGAGCUCCGGGUGGCACCCGAGGAGCACCCGGUGCUCCUAACAGAGGCGCCACUCAACCCCAAGGCGAACCGGGAACGUAUGACACAGAUCAUGUUUGAGACCUUCCACACGCCGGCGUUCUACGUGGCCAUUCAGGCCGUCUUGUCCCUCUAUGCGUCAGGACGGACGACAGGGGUUGUUUUCGACGCGGGUGACGGCGUGUCACAUGUGGUACCCAUCUACGAGGGGUACGCGCUUCCUCAUGCUAUUGAGCGCAUAAACCUGGCAGGAAGAGACCUCACACAUUACCUGAAGAAAAUCCUGACUGAGCGAGGUUAUAAUUUCAUAAGUUCGUCUGAAACGGAAAUCGUUAGAGACAUUAAGGAGAAACUUUGUUACGCAGCACUGGACUUUGAAGGUGAAAUGAAUUCAGCCGCUAACUCGUCAGUUGUUGAAAAAAGCUACGAGCUCCCUGACGGCCAGGUGAUAACCAUUGGCAACGAGCGUUUCCGGUGCGUAGAAUCUCUGUUCCAGCCGUCCUUCCUUGGUAUGGAGAACGCCGGCGUCCAUGAGCUUCUGUACAACUCAGUCCAGAAGAGCGACAUCGACAUCCGGCGCGACCUUUGGAACAACGUCGUCCUCUCCGGCGGCUCUACGAUGUUUCCCGGCAUCGCUGAUCGGAUGAAGAAGGAGCUGGAUGCGCUGGUUCCCUCAAGCAUGAAGGUUAAGGUCAUAGCGCCACCCGAGCGGAAGUACUCGGUAUGGAUCGGUGGCUCCAUCCUUUCCUCUCUUACUUCGUUCAGUCAGAUGUGGAUCUCCAAGCAGGAAUACGACGAGUGUGGACCAGGCAUCGUCCACCGGAAGUGCUUCUAAACCACAAAAGCACACAAAGACAAAUGUUAUAUACAUUGAUCCGGAAAGUUUUGAAUCUUCCAGGAAUGGUCAUUUAAUUAAGCUUUAAAUACAAUGUUUAUAUUUUCGUACAUGUAUUUUAAGCGGCGUGCAAUUGUUUGCCUUAAAUUUUAGUGUGCUUGUUCACGCUGACCUGUUUGUGUACAUAUAGAGUUUGUAUAUAUUUAUAUGCCAUUUAUUUAUCAUGUAUUUAUCAUUCGUUUUGUACAUUUACCAUGCAUUUACCUGCAUCUCAUUUUAUUUUUGGUCUAUUAUCAUUAUUAUUAUUUUAUUUAUAUUAUGCUAUUUGCCUCAGUCUUUCAAUUCUGUGGUUGUCUUUUUUAUCAACGUUUGUGAUCUGCUGGAAAUGAAAAUGGAAACAUGA